AUGAACUUGUUAUAUUUUGCAGGUGAAGUUCUGGAUAUUCGGUUUUCGUUGACGAAUAGCUUUAUAGAACUAUCAGUUUUCAAACGUCAACCUUGUACGCCGACAUGUAACAAAUCUCUUAAGACCACAGCGAUAGUUACUGCUAAAAAUGAGGCAGAUAAUCGGGUUGAUAGCACAGUUUGCGUAAGCCAUGAAGGUGACAGUUUUGUAUAGAGUAAACCUGCAGGACGACCAAACGGGACUGUCCGAUGCGAAAUAGAAUAUUAACUGGUUACUGAAAAAUGGUAUCCAGUAAAUAAAAAACGCCAAAACGAUAGCUAUGGCCAUCUUAAGCACUUUUCUGUUUCUUCUUAUCCGUUGUUGGCUGACUGUUCACCUGGAUGGGAUUGCUUUUUAAGUUUGAUCAGGAUGAUGGAGUAAAGUGCAACCAAAAGAACGGCAGGAAACACCAUAGCCUCUGAUAUGAGGAAAAUAGCAUAUGAGCUUUCCGCUCCGAAGGCCUCCUUCAACUGACGCUGGCACAUCAUUCCUUCUGGGUUUUCAACAAGACUUGAAGCAAACAGAUAUGGCCCUUCCAUCGCCAUAGCCAAUCCAAGUGACAGAAAUGGACAACUUACAACGCUUGAGACUGAUGAGGGAGGAACGGAGUGGAACUACAGCAGCUCCGAAUCGAUCCACUGUUAUAAGAAUCAGGCUCUGAAUCGAUACUAA
Molecule: messenger RNA, 711 nt
Organism: Porites lobata
Lineage: Eukaryota; Metazoa; Cnidaria; Anthozoa; Scleractinia; Poritidae
Source: the annotation of a GenBank genome assembly